Molecule: messenger RNA, 2387 nt
Organism: Tupaia belangeri chinensis (Chinese tree shrew)
Lineage: Eukaryota; Metazoa; Chordata; Mammalia; Scandentia; Tupaiidae
Gene: ARHGEF37
Product: Rho guanine nucleotide exchange factor 37
Exons: 12
Coding region: 7-2028 (673 amino acids)
Cellular component (GO): cytoplasm
Molecular function (GO): guanyl-nucleotide exchange factor activity; protein binding
Source: RefSeq, a predicted model, not a curated record
GCUGUCAUGGCCGAUCACAGGGCAGAGGAGCCGUCCUCCAGGUCAGGGAGUCCAGAUGAAGAAGGUCGGGUGUCUGAGGACAGAUCGUUGCUCCAUCAGAGGCUGGCUGUCAGGGAGCUCAUCGACACCGAGAUCUCCUACUUGCACACACUCCAGCUCUGUGCCUCAGACAUCAGGAACCACCUCCAGCAGCUACCGCAGGGAGAUCUGGACAUCCUGUUCUCAAACAUCGAUGAUAUCAUCAAGGUGAACAGCAGAUUUCUCCAUGGUCUGCAGGAGACGGCCUCUAAGGAAGAGGAACAAGUGUACCUAAUUGGUAACCUAUUCCUGGAAUUCCAAGAGGAGUUUGAGCAUGUCUAUAAGGUCUACUGUGCUAACUACGACCAGGCCUUGCUGCUGGUAGAUGCAUACCGGAAGGAGCCAGCGCUGCAGCGGGAGAUCCAGCGCAUCAUUGAGGCAGUAGUGCCGCAAGCUGGACCGUCAGGCCUCAGUUUCUUACUGGUCAUCCCUCUGCAGAGGAUUACCAAGUACCCACUGCUGCUGCAGAAAAUCCUGGAGAACACGCUCCCUGAUGCCGGUGCCUACCCUGUCCUUCAGAGGGCUACUUUCGCCCUCCAGGAUGUGAAUGCCAACAUCAAUGAGUACAAGAUACGCAAGGAAGUGGCCUCGAAGUACAGCAAGGUGGAGCAGCUGACCCUCCGGGAGCGGCUGGCACGCAUCAACACGCACACCCUCUCCAAGAAGACCACCAGGCUGAGCCAGCUGCUGAAGCAGGAGGCAGGGCUGGUGCCCAAGACAGAAGACAAGGAAUUUGAUGACUUAGAGGAGCGGUUCCAGUGGGUAUCUGUAUGUGUGACUGAGCUGAAGAACGACCUGGCCGCUUACCUGGACAAUCUGGAGGUUUUCCUCCGCUUCAGGCCACACGAGUGCAAUCUGGACAUCCCCGGGGGACCUGUGGUGCAGUAUUGCAACCUGGCGAGAGACCUUCAGCUCAAGGCCUUCCUGGAGUUUAAGCAGCGGUUGGAAGCCCUGGUCUGGCAGCCGCUGUGCAGCCUGGCCAAAGUCCUGGUUGGCCCUCAGAACCUGAUCAAGAAGCGUCUGGACAAACUGCUAGACUUCGAGCGGGUGGAAGAGAAGCUGUUGGAGGUGGGCAGUGUGACCUAUGAGGAGGAGGCGGCCCGGCACACAUACCAGGCCCUCAACUCCCUGCUAGUGGCCGAACUGCCGAAGUUUAAUCAGCUGGUCAUGCAGUGGCUGGGCCAGGUCCUGCGCACGUUUGUGGCCCUCCAAAGGGACCUUGCAGAGCAGGUGCUGCAGAGGGCAGAGGGCAGCAUGACCCAGCUUCCUCACCAGCACAUCCCCGAGCCAGACUUCAGGAAGCUGGUGGAAAAUUCGCUAGGCCAGACCAGUAAACAGCUUCGCUCCUUUCGAGAGAACUUCGAGAAGGUGCUGCCACCUCCCACCACACAACCACUCCUUCCAGGGUCCGAACGCCAAGUGCAGGCUCUCUGGAGCAGGUAUGGCCCCGGGAAGCUGUACCAGGUGACCAACAACAUCAGUGGGGCUGGGUCUCUCGACCUGACACUGCCACGAGGCCAAAUCGUGGCCCUCCUUCAAAACAAGGACACCAAAGGCAACAGUGGGCGCUGGCUGGUGGACACCGGGGGUCAUCGGGGGUAUGUGCCAGCUGGGAAACUGCAGCCGUACCGUGUUGUCCCCAGCGAGGAGGAGCGCAGAGGGCAGGUGGGGCCGCACGAGGACUCCCGACAUCUAACACCAGAGCCCACCCCCACCUGCUCUGUCCCAACUGUGACCCAGGUGGUGGCCGCAUACCCAUUCCUGGCCAGAAGCAGCCAGGAGGUGAGCCUGCAGGCAGGCCAGCCUGUGACCCUCCUGGAGGCCCAGGACAAGAAGGGAAACCCGGAAUGGAGCCUGGUGGAAGUGAAUGGACAGAGGGGCUAUGUGCCUUCCAGUUUCCUGGCCAGGGCUCCUAGCCCAGCUCCGUGGGGCUGGAGUCUCACCUCUUAGGGUGUCUCCUUGGAGCCUGUGCUCAGAGGCAAUGAACCUGGGGGGAGAGGAAGAAAAGCAAAGGUAGGGGUGGAAGGGAAGAUUAAGCAGGGUAGGUGAAAGGCCCCCAGAAGGUACCAGAAGCAGUGGGUGGUCCUUGGAGAGUGCUUGGUGUGGGUGGGCCCAAAAGGCCACACCAGGGCCACUUGUGUCAUCUGUAUAAGCAGUCAUUUCCACCUGGGGUGGCAACAUGCAGGUCACAGCGAGUUGGCUGGGACUCACUGUAGCUUACCCUCAGUCUCACCUGCAUCCCCAUCUAGCCUCUCAUGGGAGUGGGUCACUCCGAGGAAUGUUACCUGUGUGUGUGGUGGCAGGAAGGG